Darwinula stevensoni is the source of this 1101-nucleotide messenger RNA. The record is from the annotation of a GenBank genome assembly. Lineage: Eukaryota; Metazoa; Arthropoda; Ostracoda; Podocopida; Darwinulidae.
CCUCAUGUGGCCGCUUCGUCGCGUCCUAGACUUCUUCCUUCCGCUCGUGCUUGCCCUCGUCCAACGUGCAUGGAGCAUCCACGUGGAGCGAGUGCGACUGCCGGAACGGGUUCACCUCAAUCAGAGUGCGGACUUGUUCUGCGAAUUUAAAUUGCAUGGGGAAGGCCUGUACUCCAUCAAGUGGUACAAGGACGGAUUGGAGUUCUUUCGGUACCUGCCCAGCCGGAAUCACAAGACGCACGUCUUUCCCGUCCCUGGCAUUCACGUCGACUUGGGUGGAUCGAAUGGAACGCGGAUAAGGCUGAGGGCGGUGGAUCUGAACUCGGGCGGCACGUAUCACUGCGAAGUUCUCGGCGAGGCGCCGGCCUUUCGCACUUCCAUGAACAAAGCCACCAUGCAGGCGCACAUGACAGACUUGGUCGAGCACUACCCAAAGACGGAGGACUCCGGCCUGGAAACGUCGGUCCUGCUCCUCAACUUCCCCGCCUAUAAAAGCCGGGCCCGUCCCAUCCUCCGCCUCAAAUGCACUGCAGAUGUCGCGGCCGAGUUCUGGAAGAGCGAGGAGCUGGGCAUCGUGGUGAGAGAUGCUCCGGAGCCGGCCACGUUCACGGGCACGAGUUUCCAGGACGGGGUUGGCGCCCUCAACUAUUCUCGUGCGAAUCGGAGACCCGGCUGGAGUCACCUGGCCUUCCUCCUUCUCCUCUUCUCCCUCUGACAAUCUCCUUUUUUUUUCCUACGAGGAACAGUGUAGAAUAGCUGGACCGACGGGAAGACUAUCGACAGUUCCACUGGACUCACCAUAAGAAUUACACCCUGUCCGGCGAAUCGACUGCUGCCAUUUGAAAAGCCGCCUGCAUUCCGCGUAUUACCGAGGCGAGUUCUUAUCAGUCGUUAUGCGGUGGUCAUGGGCAAGAGAAAGCCAUUAGGGGUGAUGAAAUUGGAGCAAUCAGAUGCAUAAUAAACCGAGCUGUGGACAAUGGAGACGAGGAGACACGUGUUGUUGGUCCCGUGAUGAGGAAGCUCCAAUAUUCAUGAGAAAAACAUUUUCAACCCUCAUGCAUCAGUCAAGAGCCCAUUACCCAAUUACGACCUGGAUUCCGU